AUGCCACAUAAGGGGGGUAAAAACAGCCUAGCGGGGAACUACUCAAUACUGGACAUUUUGAAGAAGGAGCUAAUCAAGGAAUUUGAGCAUGACGAUUCGAUAUCAAGCAAGGCCUUGCAAGAUGAUAUACAUCAAAAUGAUUACAAUCAGCAAAGAUUCCAAAGAAGCGUUGAGUUGAAUUUUGAUAAAGAGAAACCCAAACACGAUGAAUCUCAUCUACGACUGAUAGAGUUGAAAAAAGGGAAACCAAAUACUGCCAUCAUAGAAAACGAUACUCGAGAAACUUCACGAAAGAGAAAAUCAAGUGCCAUCGAAGAUAAUGAGGUGGAGUUAGCAUCGAAAUUGACAGCGUCUUCUGAUAUCGUCAAAAUCUCAAGCGGAGAUAAUUUGCCGGUAGGGGAGGGGAUACCACUUACGGAUGAGGUGUUAGAAAAAAUACUCCCUGAAGGAUUUACGCCACUCCGACCUCCUCGUGACCACCAACAAAGUACAGAACCCGGAAAGAAUGCCGUAGGGACAGAAAGCAAGUACUACAUACCCCCCAUGAAUCAAUCCAGUAACAUUCCCUCAUCGUUGGUCCCAACGAUAUCAUUAGCACACAAGGAUCUUGAAAAUGUUAAGGAAGAGGAUGUAAAGCAUUUUGGGCAUCUCUUAAAGCUAUCAGAAGAGGACGCCGAAGGGGAUACAAAAAGAGAAGUUCAAUCGAUGAAGCUAAUACUCAAGGUUAAAAAUGGCUCUCAAAUAGUGAGGAAACGAGCCAUGAGGACAUUGACCCAAAAUGCGGAAAAGUUUGGACCGAAGUUGCUUUUAAAGCAAAUUCUCCCUGUUUUGUUGGAGCCUGUCUUAGGAGAACAAGAGCGCCAUUUGUUGGUGAAACUUGUAGGGAGAAUCAUCACUCAGUUGAAUGUGUCAAUUCAACCUUUCACCCAAGAGCUAAUUCACGUUCUAUCUCCGUUCUUGAUUGAAGAGGACUCCACGAUACGUAGUGAGACUCGUGAUAUUUUGACAAAUUUGACCAAGGUUGUUGGUUUUGGUGGUAUGAUUUCAUCAUUGAGACCGGAUUUGGAUCAUGUUGACGAGUAUGUGAGGAACCUUACCUCUAGGGUUCUUGCAAUAGUGGCAAAUACUCUCGGCCUUGGUCAGUAUUUACAAUUCUUGAGGGCGGUUGUCACUUCACGAAAAAAUUGGACAGCGAGACACACAGGUAUCAAGUCGAUCCAGCAGUUGUGUAUUCUUUUAGGUAACGGAAAUGGGUCAAUGAUUUUGCCACAUUUGAGCUACAUUGUCAAAACUUUAGCACCAGCAAUCAACGACGAAGCUCCGCAAGUUAGAAAUAUAACCGCGUUAUCGUUGGCUCAAUUGGCAGAAAAUGUAGCACCUUAUGGUAUUGAUGCCUUCGAACCAGUUUUGGAGCUACUAUGGAAUGAGACUAGGAGACAACGAGGAAGAGGAUUAGCAACGUUUUUGAGAUGUAUUGGUUCAUUGAUUCCGCUCAUGAAUUUUGAUCCUCGAUACGAUGAGUACACCAAUUUCUAUACAGCCGAGUUGGCAUUUUUGAUUUCUCGUCAAUUUCAAGCACCUGAUGAGGAUAUGAGAAAAACGGUUUUAAGAAUUAUUACGAAUUUACCUCUUUCCAAAAAAAUUGUGCCCGAAUAUGAUGUGAAACUUAUUAAACCAUUUUUUCAGGCAUUUUGGAACAGACGUACAGCCUCUGAUAAUUUACAAGUGACAAAGCUUGUUGUUACUGCAACUAAUAAAUUGGCAGCCCAAUUUGAUUUUGUAACCAUUUUGGGAUAUGUUAUACAUUUUGCCAAGGAUGAAAAUGAACAACUAAGAAGAUUAGCGGUAGAAGCACUUCAUACUAUUGUCGGAAGCAAACCUGAUGAAACAAUCGGGUUAAGCUCUCGUCAAGUUGAGUCCUUGGUUGAUAGCGUUUUGUUUGCAUUUCAAGAGCAAACAGCUCAACGGCAGAUCUAUUUACUAGCGUUUAGCUCAGUUACAAAAGCAUUGGGAGUGAGAAUGAAGCCGCAUCUUAAUUCCAUCAUUAGUUCUGUUUUGUACCGAAUGAAGAAUAAGUCCCCAGAAGUGAGACAACAAUCUUCGGAUUUGAUUUCCAUCAUUGCCCCCGCAAUUAAAUCAUCUUUUGAGCAUGACGAUGUGUUGUUGCAAAAAUUGAUUUUGAUUUUGUAUGAAUCCUUGGGUGAGGUGUAUCCCGAUGUGUUGGGUUCAAUAAUAAAUGCCCUACACUCUUGUAUUAGUUCCAUUGACACCAAAACCUUGUUGUCGAUGAAUAAUCCAUCCAUCAAUCAAAUUUUGCCCACAUUAACUCCUAUAUUGAAGAAUCGACACGAAAAAGUUCAGGAAUCUAGUGUUCGAUUAAUUGGAUUGAUUGCCACUAAAAACGCUGAAACAAUAAAUGCCAAAGAAUGGAUGCGUAUAUGUUUUGACUUGUUGGAAAUGUUGAAAUCAAAUAAAAAGAGAAUAAGAAUUGCUGCAAAUGCAACAUUUGGUUAUAUUGCCAAGACUAUCGGACCACAGGAUAUCAUUGUUAUGUUAUUGAACAAUUUAAAAGUACAAGAGCGACAAUUGAGAGUAUGUACAGCUGUUGCCAUGGCAAUAGUUGCAGAAAACUGUCAACCUUUUACGGUGUUGCCAGCAAUUAUGAACGAGUACAAGACUCCGGAACGAAAUAUUCAAAAUGGUGUUUUAAAAGCAUUGAGUUUUAUGUUUGAAUAUCUUGAUGGUAAUACCACCAAGGAUUACGUGUUUGCCAUUACUCCCUUGUUGGAGGACGCAUUGCUUGAUCGAGACUUGGUUCAUCGUCAAAUUUCCGCCACUGUAGUUAGUCACAUUGCCUCAAAUUGUUUCGGCAUGGGUCUUGGUUGUGAAUAUGAUGAAGUUUUCACUCAUUUAUUGAAUUUGAUUAUGCCAAAUAUUUAUGAGACUUCCCCACAUGUGAUUGCUCGUAUUUUGGAGAGUUUGGACUCGUUGAGAUUAGUAUUGGGGUCUGGCGUGUUUAUGAAUUAUGUGUGGGCGGGACUUUUCCAUCCGGCAAAGAAAGUAAGAACCCCAUUUUGGAAGCUUUUCAAUAGUGCAUAUGUUCAAUGCAGUGAUGCUCUUGUGCCAUACUAUCCUAAUUUGUCAAAAAUACCGGAACAGGAAGAAGCUCGGUUCAAGAUUGAAGAGUUAGACUUACGAUUGUGA
Molecule: messenger RNA, 3204 nt
Organism: Lodderomyces parapsilosis
Lineage: Eukaryota; Fungi; Ascomycota; Pichiomycetes; Serinales; Debaryomycetaceae
Product: mRNA-binding U2 snRNP complex subunit
Exons: 1
Coding region: 1-3204 (1067 amino acids)
Biological process (GO): spliceosomal complex assembly
Cellular component (GO): catalytic step 2 spliceosome; U2-type prespliceosome; U2 snRNP
Molecular function (GO): mRNA binding
Source: RefSeq, a predicted model, not a curated record